AUGGCGUCCUCUGAGAGAAACCGGAAGUCCCGCCCACAGGCCGUGGCAACAAAGUGUAGACGCAGCCGCACCAAAUUCACAGAAGAGCAAUUGAAAAUCCUCAUUGAUGCAUUCAACAAAAAACCUUACCCGGGUUAUGCCAUCAAACAAAGACUUGCUUUGGAAGUCAAUACUGAAGAGUCUAGGAUCCAGAUAUGGUUUCAGAAUCGAAGAGCUAGGCACAGGUUCCUGAAAAGACCUGAGAAGAACUUAGACUUAAGACAAGACCGAGCUCACCCUGAAGAGAACAUUCAAGGUGUGAGAGACAGACGAUGUCGUACCAGCUAUACUUCUUCCCAAUUACAAACUCUUAUGAAUGUGUUCAUGGAAAACCCUUAUCCUGGGAUUGAUUCCAGACAGCAACUUGCUGAAGAUAUUGGGGUUCCAGAGUCAAGAGUCCAGAUUUGGUUUCAAAACAGAAGAUCUAGACUCCGUAUCCAGAAGAAAAGAGAACCCGAAGAAGGUUCCGCCCAAAGACAAAACCAGGGACAAGAUCUCUGAGAUGGGAGCGUUCAAGAACAAGGUGAACAGAGAGACAAAUUCAGUGUAUUUGAUGUCAUCAGCCUGGACUCCAGAUCGGUUCUCUUCCUGGCAACAUACCCUUCCAAACAUACUUUCGCCUUCUUCUCCGUCUUCUGGAAAUGGUAA
This is a messenger RNA of Aethalodelphis obliquidens (Pacific white-sided dolphin), 687 nucleotides long. RefSeq names its product double homeobox A (gene DUXA). The transcript is spliced from 6 exons. Gene Ontology annotation, biological process: regulation of transcription by RNA polymerase II. Gene Ontology annotation, cellular component: nucleus. The record is from RefSeq and is a predicted model, not a curated record. Lineage: Eukaryota; Metazoa; Chordata; Mammalia; Artiodactyla; Delphinidae. Gene Ontology annotation, molecular function: DNA-binding transcription factor activity, RNA polymerase II-specific; RNA polymerase II transcription regulatory region sequence-specific DNA binding.